AUGGAAUCAGCCAAGCUGAUCAAACUGAUGUAUCGUGGCGAGCGUGUCGGCGAUUGGACUGUAGAGGAAACGAAGCGUUAUGAGCUGGGCAUCGUGCAUUACUUCCAAAAUGUCUAUAAACCGAAACAUAUUCGUGUAAUGAUUGUUUCAUUCGAAUAUGUCGAUGCCGAGAUCACACGUGCUGGCCUAAGUAUGCUUCCGUAUUUGAUUGUUGGUUUUGUAAUAAUGUCAUUUUGUUCAACAAUUUCGACGCUUCUCAGCGCUGCAUAUAUGCAACAAAUGAAUUUUCAUAAGGUUAGUAAUUCUAACAGUCAAAUGGUACUGGCUUGUAUUCUGAAACAAUUCUCGGAUGAUUUGCUCUCAUUCUUGCGGUAA
Gongylonema pulchrum is the source of this 375-nucleotide messenger RNA. The record is from the annotation of a GenBank genome assembly. Lineage: Eukaryota; Metazoa; Nematoda; Chromadorea; Rhabditida; Gongylonematidae.